This is a messenger RNA of Phycomyces blakesleeanus NRRL 1555(-), 768 nucleotides long. It is a transcript of the gene ARK2, whose product is annotated as protein kinase aurora-related. The annotation marks the transcript as partial. Gene Ontology annotation, cellular component: spindle midzone; chromosome passenger complex; spindle pole centrosome. The record is from RefSeq and is a predicted model, not a curated record. The transcript is spliced from 5 exons. Gene Ontology annotation, biological process: mitotic spindle organization; regulation of cytokinesis; protein phosphorylation. Gene Ontology annotation, molecular function: ATP binding; protein kinase activity. Lineage: Eukaryota; Fungi; Mucoromycota; Mucoromycetes; Mucorales; Phycomycetaceae.
AGCCGUACUUGGAAAGUUAGCGACUUUGAAGUAGGGAAUACUAUUGGCACAGGAAAACUUGGCAAAGUAUACGUAGCCAGAGAAAAGAAAAGCCAGCAUGUGGUUGCUCUUAAAUCAAUGUUAAAAAAAGACAUGCUGGAGGCCAAUGUGGUCCAGUUCCUAAAACGAGAAAUUGAAAUCCACAGUCAUCUGAAUCAUCCCAAUAUAUUACCAAUGUAUGGUUACUUCCAUGAUCAGGAACAUGUAUAUAUUGUACUUGAGCAUUGUACCCAAGGUGAUCUUUACUUACACCUACAGAACGAUGGACCGUUUGAAGAAGACACGGUAGCCAAGUACAUUGGACAAUUGGCCCGUGCAUUGAAGUAUCUUCAUGGAUUUCAUAUUAUGCACCGAGAUAUUAAACCAGAGAAUGUCCUUAUAGACCACAACGGACAGCUUAAAUUAGCAGAUUUUGGCUGGGCUGUUCAAGACAAGGGACGUCGAGCCACGUUCUGUGGAACUUUGGAUUACCUCUCACCUGAGAUGAUCGAGACUCAAAUACAUAAUGAAAAGGUUGAUAUAUGGUCUCUUGGUGUGUUGUGCUAUGAAUUACUGGUAGGCACACCACCGUUUGAGGUCAUUGACAGUGUGACAUAUACAUACAUGAGAAUAAAGCAAGUCGAUCUCAAAUUUCCACCAUAUAUCAGUUUAGAAGCAAGAAGGUUUAUUACAAAGGCAAGUAUUUUUUUUGAAGAACAAGAUAAUAUCUUGCUAAUGUCUAUACUAUAG